AAAAGAACGAAACAUAAUAAACGUGUUUAGCGUGCAACUAUGCUACCAUCUUCCUAACUGUUCCCUUUUAAUGUUUUCAAACUCGCGUGCCAAAAAGGUCACUGUUUGAUCGUCAAGAGUUCAAAGAAUUUCUUGAAUUCCAUGGAUCCCAACUCGUCUCCUUCAAGGACUAUACCAAUCGUAUCCACUUUAUCUUCCCCCUUCGACAGCUCCCCUGACGCAAAUGAUUCCAACAGAAAGCACCUGAGUUUGUGGCCCGGAAUGUACCAUUCUCCAGUCACCAAUGCUCUGUGGGAAGCAAGGUCUAAGAUUUUUGAGAGGCUUCUUGACCCACCACUCGACGCCCCCCCUCAGAGCGAGUUGCUCAACAAGACUCCAUCGCAGAGCCGAACCACCAUUCUGUACAACUUUUCCACUGAUUAUAUCUUGAGGGAGCAGUAUAGGGAUCCUUGGAACGAGGUCAGGAUUGGAAAGCUUCUUGAGGAUCUUGAUGCUCUUGCUGGAACCAUUUCUGUUAAACAUUGUUCCCAUGAAGAUAGCUCCACCAGACCACUGUAUCUGGUUACAGCUUCAGUUGAUAAGAUGGUUCUUAAGAAGCCUAUUAGUGUCGACAUUGAUCUUAAAAUGGUUGGGGCUGUCAUCUGGGUUGGCCAUUCUUCUAUUGAAAUACAGUUAGAUGUUAUUCAACCAAGCAAUGGGAGAACUAACCCAACUGAACCGGCACUGACAGCGAAUUUCAUAUUUGUUGCAAGGGACUAUAAGACAAAGAAAGCUGCUCCUGUGAAUCACUUGUCUCCAGAGACCGAAGAAGAAAAGCAUCUAUACGAAGCAGCAGAGAGGAGAAAUAAACUGAGGAAAAGUAAGAGAGGAGUAGGAGACAAGAGGGAGGCCGAAAAUGGGGGAGAGAAUAGACUGGAGGCGUUAUUAGCCGAAGGCCGAAUUUUCUGUGACAUGCCAGCGUUGGCGGACAGGAAUAGCAUCCUUCUAAGAGACACGAGGCUUGAAAAUUCUUUAAUUUGCCAGCCUCAGCAAAGAAACAUUCAUGGUCGGAUCUUUGGAGGGUUUUUGAUGCAUCGCGCAUUUGAAUUGGCAUUUUCAACUGCCUAUGUUUUUGCUGGCAUGAUGCCUUACUUUAUGGAGGUUGAUAAUGUUGAUUUCCUAAGACCUGUAGAUGUUGGAGACUUCUUGCGAUUUAAAUCAUGUGUUCUGUACACUGAAUAUGAACACACAGAUCAGCCACUGAUUAAUAUUGAAGUUGUUGCCCAUGUCACUCGACCAGAACUUAGAUCUAGCGAGGUGUCGAAUAAGUUCUACUUCACGUUUACUGUCCGCCCAGAGGCUAAAGCUCGGAACAAUCAAUUCAUGGUCCGGAAGGUAGUCCCUGCCACAGAAGAGGAAGCACGGACCAUCCUGGAACGUAUGGAUGCAGAUUCCUUACAGACAAACAAGUAACAUCUGUUUUGCAUUGGAUAGUUGGCAGACAUUGAAGGGAGUUUGAUGUUUGUUUGCUUUUACUGUUUUUUAUUCUCUGUGAAGUCUAAAUUCCAACAUAUGAUCAGUUUAGGUCUAACUAUUCUAUAGGCACAAGGCAUGAGAAACAAAUGCAUGCACCUCAAUCUCCAAAAGAGAUUCAUAUAUCCGCAAAAUCUUUGAUUUUAGUAAGUAAUGUGUUGAGCCUCUUUAUGUGAUCUGAAGUGUGAAGAAUAAUCAUUUGAGGGUCAAGGCUACAGUUAUCCAUUCAUGUGUUGAACGUUGGGUUCCUUGUGUCUGCUUAUGCUUUGGGCAUGUUCUAAACAUUUCAUGUGGUUUAUCAUCAUUGUUGAUGAAU
This is a messenger RNA of Cuscuta europaea, 1828 nucleotides long. The record is from the annotation of a GenBank genome assembly. Lineage: Eukaryota; Viridiplantae; Streptophyta; Magnoliopsida; Solanales; Convolvulaceae.